AAAGAAAAAGAAAAAGAGCCUAAGUCUCAAAGAAGAGGGGAUUGGAGAGGUGUCGCGACGCCGUCUGCUGGAGGAGAGACCGCGCCGGAGAGCCGCCAUCUGCUGCCGCCGGAGAGUCCCGCACCGCCGUCGCUGCUGGGAGAUAAAUCGUUGCCGUCGAUCGCGGUCCGCCAUUCGGACGUUGCAGGGAGUUGACGCCGUCGACGACGUUUGCCGGAAGCCGCCGCACGCUAAUCUGUAUCGCCGCAGCCGGAGUGGGUCGUGCAAUAGGGAGGUUCUUUGGCGAUUCCGUUCAGAUCCAGAUUUGGAUUCGACACAAAUCUAAGCGUUGAGGUGCAAAGGUUUUAACCAUCGCUACAAGCCUUUAAAUUUGGAGGAUCUUGAAAUUGCUCUUGCUCUGGAUCUCUAAUCAGAUCAAAUCAAUGGCGUUUGAUGUGCAUAUGUUUGAAUCUUUGGAACCUUCUCGUUUCGUAUCCUUCUCUUUCCCGAACCCCUGUGACUCUCAAUCUUACCUCCGAGUCGCUGUUCUCGAUUCACCGAUUGAAUCCACUGGUUCGCUUUCGGUGGCCGCGAUGUUCGUUCCGCCGGGCCGAGAAACCGACUGGAUUUUUUCCACCGAGUCCGGCCACUAUCAGCUUCUGUUCAACUCGCCUGGAAUUUUGCGUCUGAUUCUAGUCGGAGAUCAACAAUCCCCGGUCGACGAUGAUGCGUUGAUGAUCUACAAUCGUUCGUCGGACGAGGAUUUGGCUUCGAUCUGGAUUAGACUGGAGGUAAGCUUGCGCCCUAUUUUUCUUGCUUUAUCUCCCAAAUCUUGUUUCAGAACUGGAAUUCCUGAAGUACCGAUCCUAAGUUACGUCGAUAACGUGAUGUGUAGUGUAGUUUUAGAGCGAUGCAUCGGUUCUUACGUCGGUGAAUUCCUAAUCGAGGAUGUGGAAAUCGAGAGAGAAUCGAGGACGGAAAUGUUCGAAACUAGGGAAUUCAGGAGGCGUUUAAGAUUCAGGACAAUGCCGAACUUUAUCCAAACAGAAAUUCGUAUAAUCCCCGAGACUAAUCUAAAUCAAGAAGGCGUUGAAAUCCAAAAUAUCGAGUUCAAACCAGAUACUAGGGUUCUUGUUCAUCCUUACUUACCUCCAAUGGCGGCGAGCCUCUCAUUGAUCGAUUCCUCCAUUGACGGAAAGAUUCAAAUUGGCCAUAAACCUAAAGCCUUAUGUGUUGGAGUUGGGGGCGGGGCUCUUCUUUCCUUCCUUGUAACGCAUUUGGAUUUUGAGGUGGUCGGUGUGGAGAUCGACAUGGAGGUUCUCAGAGUCGCCCGCCAGUAUUUCGGAUUAGCAGAGAACGAAUUUCUUCACAUUUCCAUUGGAGACGCCAUUGAAUUCCUUGAAAACACUUCAAAAUCAGUCAAGAAACAGAAGCCUGGAUAUGAUGUGAUCAUGGUUGAUUUGGAUUCGAGCGAUGCUCGAAACAGCGGCAUUGUCGCUCCGCCGUUGGAGUUUGUAGGGAGAGAUGUUCUCUUGAGUGUUAGAUCAGUUCUUUCUGAACAUGGAAUUGUUGUAAUGAAUGUGAUUCCUCCUGACAAGUUGUUCUUUGAGAACUUGAUUGAAAAAUUCAGAUCAGUUUUUGAUGAUUUGUUCCAGAUUGAUGUUGAUAAUGGUGAAAACUUUGUUGUUAUUGGUUCUGUUUGUCCAAUAAGGUCUCUUCCUCGUGUUAUUAGAGAGAACAAGAACAGCUUUUUGUGUAGACUGAGAUUUCUCCUCUCAGGAGCAUACAUGGACUCCAUAAAAAGGAUUUGAGUUUUCUUGAGAAUUCAAUCAGAUUUAAGAAGAAUGGACAACAAGGUUUAUGGGAAGAUUUUACAGAGACCCCAUUCAUCGUUUUCUGUGUAGAGUUUACAUUGACAGCAACUCGAACCCGAACCCACUUGGCCCGGUUCGGAGUUGUCAGGAGAGAUCUUUGGAGGUGUUUGGAACUGUAUAUUUGGUCAGAGAGUUUCUACUAUUACAAAGGGUUGAGUCUCGAGAUGAAGAAGUUCUUAUAUUUUCGAAAGGUUUAUUUUGGUUGGUAUACUUUUUA
Messenger RNA from Momordica charantia (bitter melon), 2070 nucleotides. RefSeq names its product S-adenosyl-L-methionine-dependent methyltransferases superfamily protein. Gene Ontology annotation, biological process: polyamine biosynthetic process. NCBI's taxonomy places the organism in Eukaryota, Viridiplantae, Streptophyta, Magnoliopsida, Cucurbitales, Cucurbitaceae. The record is from RefSeq and is a predicted model, not a curated record.